Actinia tenebrosa (Australian red waratah sea anemone) is the source of this 3170-nucleotide messenger RNA. RefSeq names its product serine/threonine-protein kinase 16. Gene Ontology annotation, biological process: protein phosphorylation. Gene Ontology annotation, molecular function: protein serine/threonine kinase activity; ATP binding. NCBI's taxonomy places the organism in Eukaryota, Metazoa, Cnidaria, Anthozoa, Actiniaria, Actiniidae. The record is from RefSeq and is a predicted model, not a curated record. Gene Ontology annotation, cellular component: Golgi apparatus; cytoplasm.
AUCACAUGAAGCUUCGCACGAAGCCAAAAAAAUCGUCAUGAUUUCCUUAUUUAUUCUACAUCCUUCGCUUAAAUAUCUCAGUUAGACCUCAGAUAAAGCUGUUAUUAUGGGGUUAUUUUGCUCAAGAAUUUGCCGGGCUUCAGUUUCUGUGAAUGGUACUCGGUAUGAAAUCGUUAAGGAUCUUGGAGAAGGAGCCUUUUCAUAUGUCCAUCUGGUCAAACAUGGCAAACACUACUAUGCAUUGAAAAGAAUGAGAUUACAGUUACCAGAACAAGAGGAGGCAUUUGAAAGAGAAGUUGCUGCUCAUCGAGCUGUUGAUCACCCUAAUGUACUGGGUUUAUAUGAUGUUGAACUUGUAAAAAAAUCAGAUUAUAAGGAGGCCCGUAUGCUUCUAUCUUAUUACAAGGAUGGCACAGUACAGGACUUAAUAGAGAAAACAGUGGGGUAUGGUAACCCUGCACCAGAAUCAGAUCUGUUAAARAUCUUUAGAUCUGCCUGUGAGGCUGUACAAGCAUUUCAUGCUCACUCUCCACCACUUGCUCAUAGGGACAUCAAGCCUCAUAAUCUUCUUCUCGGUCCAAAUCAUACUGUUAUACUGUUUGAUCUUGGAAGUGUCUCUGAGGCAAGAUGCUCUAUCAGAUCCAGGAGAGAGGCUCUGGCAUUGCAGGAAAGAUGUGCCCAGGAAUGUACGGCUGCAUAUAGAGCUCCAGAAUUAUUUGAAGUGCCAUCUCACUGUGAGAUAGAUGAGAAGACAGACAUCUGGUCACUUGGUUGCACGCUUUAUGCCAUGGCUUAUGGUGACAGUCCAUGUGAUGGGUCAGCUCUGUCUGCAUUAAGUGGAAAUAUUCAAAUCCCAUCUAACAGUGCGUAUUCAUCAGAUUUCAACAUACUCAUUAGAAGCAUACUUCAAGUAGAUCCUCAGGAACGGCUAAYCAUACCAGAGGUCUUGAGAAUCAUUGACAAUCUGUGCCCGUCAAGAGCAGAAUUUGCUUGUGCUGACUCCAAGGACAUCUCUGUACAGGCUGUGUAUUAAAAACCGAUAUCAUYGACUUUUAUAAGUUGACUAGAGAAAAUUAAUUUAAAUAUGCAUUAUGUCUAACUGAUUAUUUUGGCCAUAAUGUUUUCACAUGUGAGAACAUAAGUCAUUCACUUUGAGCAUUUUUUGUUUAUUUACUGAUUAAGCUUGUCAGAGAGGAUGUCUUAGACUUACUCAAUAUUAUUUCACCUCAGAUAGUGACUGUCAUUUCUGCAGAGUAUUAUUUCUCUGAGUCUUAAACUAUUAAUUCAUAUCAAUUUAUAGGAAUUUUAGCAAAUACUGCGAAUGAAAUGCAGUAUUUAGGUUCAUUAGGGAAACAUUGCACCUAAACGAUAUAUUAGGAAAAGAUAUCCAUAUUUGGAAAUGAGUGGAAAGAAUGGGUGUGGGUUGAUUUGUUUAGGGGAUGUCUUAUUUAAGAGUUAUCCUGGAAUAUUGUGGGUGGGUUCAGAUAUUUUUAUAAAUUAUACUUCUACAAUAGCAAUGAGAAAUCUGUGAAUGAAUGUUGAUACAAAUGAGUAAAAUGUAUGAUAUUUCAGAGUUGAUGAAUGGGAGGCCGGUAAAUAGACUAUAAUACAUUCAAACACAAUUAAUUAUGAUUAUCAAUAAUUACUAAUUUGUACUGAAAGAGUUUCCACAGUUUUAUUAUAAGAAAUUACCUUUGAUAUCUGAAAAAAAGGUAAAAAUAUUUUAUUUAAUUUAAACUUGUUUUUAAUGAUAUUAACAGCAUCAAGAUGUAAUAAAACAGUUUUUAUUGGGUGUCAAUCACAUUAGGGAACAACAUUUCUUUGAAUGAUUGACAUUCAAAUCCACUUUUUAACAUUCGUAAUAUGCUUCUGCUUGUGUUAAGUGCAUAUAAAACUACUAUUGUUUGAUAUUUCUUUUCAUUGCUGAGAUAUUCAAUAUAGAAAAUUACAAAAUGAUGACAUCAUGAUAGUGACCUAGUACAUUCUUGUACCCAGACCCUUCUCACCAAAAAAUCGAAGGCUCAGUAUAUGGUAAAGCAGUCAGUUUGAUGUGUUUCAUGGUGUUGCCAUGGAAACACCCUUAGUCCAAGCCAUUUUAAGAGGGAAAACGAAAUUUCAAUUUUUAACUUAAUUUUAUCUCAAGCCAGAUAAGAGCUGAAUUAAUAUUAUAAGGAGUAAAGAUAUCAAUCCUAGAAAAAAGGAUUCAGGAUUUUUGUUUAUCUUGAAAAUAGCCUGGGUCUGAGGGUGUUCCCAUGGCAACACCAUCAAGCAUUUGCCUGUACUAUAACGACUCAUUAAUUUGACUCUGACGAAGGACUAGCAUCUGAAACGUCAGUAAGUUUUUUCAUCUUUUUCACGGUGUAUAAUUUACCUUUUCAUCAUUACUGUUUCAUUUGAAACACAGACACUGCUCACACUAGAUUUUAGCUAGUUAUCUCUUCUCUUUUAUUUUCAUUCAUGUUGAGCUAAUUCUCACAGAGUUGUCCUYCAUUUGAUGAUUUGACUUUUUACUAGAUACAUCAUUUUGUGAUUUCUUAUAUUUGAAUAUCUUGGCAACAAAAAGAAAUAACAAAUAAUGGUAAAAUGCACUUUAAUGGAAAUAAGUGUAAAAAUUGACUGACUGAGGUAAAUACCCACCAUUUUGACGGAUGUUGAAAUGAUAGAAUAAAUUAUUAUUUAAAUUGGUAUUAUCUAAUGUCCAUACAUUCUGAGUUGAUUGGUCAAACACAAAGCAUUAAGAUCAAAGCUACAGAGCUUUGAAUUAACCUUUAAAAUAGCCCCUUCUUAAAAAUGUCUUGAAUGCGAAGCUAUCAUAAAAAUACAAAAGAAAUGCCAAAAAUUUCACUGAGAAAAAGUGUGAUUUCUUUUGUAUUUGUAUGUUAGCCUUGCAUCCACAAUACUUCUGAGAAGGUGUAUUAGAUUGAAUUUGUGUUUGGCCAUUAAACCAAAUUGUAUGGAAAGUGGUGAAAAGCUUCAAAAGCCUUUGCAAGCUUGUGCUCGCUCUAUCCUUUGCAAGAAUGUGAUAUCUUUAUUUAUUAAGACAACAAAAGAAAACCAAAUUAUAUUUAUUGUUUUAUCAAAGUAUAUGUUUAAGUAAUAUUAACUUCAACACACACAAACAAACUACUCGAAAAAUACUGGCAGAAAAUAAACAACUUCCUAUCCCCCUA